This is a messenger RNA of Mollisia scopiformis, 2406 nucleotides long. Its product is annotated as sorting nexin-like protein mvp1. The record is from RefSeq and is a predicted model, not a curated record. Lineage: Eukaryota; Fungi; Ascomycota; Leotiomycetes; Helotiales; Mollisiaceae. Gene Ontology annotation, biological process: protein targeting to vacuole; retrograde transport, endosome to Golgi. Gene Ontology annotation, cellular component: endosome. Gene Ontology annotation, molecular function: phosphatidylinositol-3-phosphate binding. The transcript has 5 exons. The coding region runs from base 55 to 2193 and encodes 712 amino acids.
GAUAACAUCUUCGUGUGGCCGCAUUCGUAACUGUAUUUGUACAUAUCCUUCGCAAUGUCGUUGUUCGGAGACGACGAGUCUUUGCCAUCUCCAGCUCCAGCGUCCAAGUCUCGAUUAUCUUUAUUUGAUGAUGAGCCAACGUCAACACCCUCGAAGUCUGGCUUGUUCGCAGACGACGAUAAUGGCCCUUCUCCGUGGGGUCUGCCAACGCCAAAGAAAGCUGGCCGAGGAGAAUUAAUCAAGAAUUUACUUCCUGCCUCUGACGUUCCGGAUAGCUACAUUGAUACUUUUGACACCAUCCUCAAGAACGGUGAUGGCGCAGGAGGAAAGAUCAGUGCUGCCGGGGUCACAAGAGUGCUCAGUGACGGCAAACUAUCUGCAGACAAUCAAAGCCGUAUUCUAAGUAUUGUCGGAUCUGGAGAACUGAGCAGAAAUGAGUUCAACGUACUACUCGCAUUGAUUGGAUUAGCGCAAGAGAACGAAGACAUCACUCUAGAUGGUGUUGACGAGAGACGCAAGAAUCUGCCAGAACCAAAUCUGCCGAGCUUAGCUUCACGUGCAGCAUUUGCUGGAGUGAGUGAAUUAGCAGCCAAGCCAGCUCAAAGACCAGCUUCACCACCACCACCUCCUCCCGCGGCUAAUACGGUAUCACCUCAACGACCUCGUACAAUGAAGAGAAAUUCACUCGACUUUCCGGAAGCUGACCCAUGGGCCAGCCCAGCGUUACAUAAAGGCCACAACCACGAACCGCUCCCGCAAACAAAUGGCAUACCAAGGCCAAGUAAUGGAAGUAGGGAGCCGACAAGAACCACGAGCAACUUCACAACAGCCUCUACAGACGGUUCCAAUGGUAGAUCUGGCCAACCAUCCGAAGACCAGUCUGCUCCCACAAGUGGUGUUUGGGGCUCGUACGACGGAAGCUCGAGCGCGCCCUUCAGGGACUCUGGGGAAACAACCAUUGGGGAUGGUGGGUAUGAUGGCUCAGGAGGUGGGGGAGAACGACCUGCACCGGACCCCAUUCGGUCAUUUGGCGGUGGUCGAGUCACGAGCGGACCUGAAGAAACUGUGGUCAUAACUCUAUUGCCCGAGAAAGAGGGCAUGUUUAUGUUCCAGCAUCAUAACUACCAGGUUGCAAGUGCCCGUCGAGGGAGCAAAGUAGUGAGACGUUAUAGCGAUUUUGUCUGGCUCCUCGAUUGCCUUCACAAACGAUUCCCCUUCAGAGUUUUACCACUUCUACCACCAAAGAGAGUUGGAGUGAACGGUAAUCACCUUGCGGCCGAUAGUACCUUCAUUGAGAAGAGACGAAGAGGGCUUGCGCGAUUUGCGAACGCUUUGGUCCGACAUCCCGUGCUCAGCCAAGAACAAUUGGUUAUCAUGUUUUUGACAGUUCCUACGGAGCUUGCCGUAUGGCGCAAGCAGGCGACAAUAUCAGUACAGGAAGAGUUCACUGGCAAAUCUCUCCCCCCAGGACUUGAAGAUUCUUUGCCGCCGACUUUGGAUGAUCUCUUUGACAGGACUCGAACUGGGGUUCGUAGAUCUGCAGAAGUUUACAUCAACCUUUGCAACCUGCUGGACCGGCUUACCAAGCGCAACGAAGGUCUUGCGGCAGAUUCACUACGGCUCUCGCUCUCCUUUCAAUCUCUUGCUGAUGUAUCGGAAGAUACUUACGCCACUGACACAAAUGACUGCCCACUUCUUAACGAAGGGCUUCAUGCCACCGCCAAACACCUUUCGAACAGCCAGAGCCUCCUAGAGGACGAGGCUCGAGCUUGGGACCUAGGUGUGCUUGAAGAUAUGAAAAGGCAACGUGACUCAUUAGUCAGCGUAAGGGAAAUGUUCGAUAGGAGAGAUCGAUAUGACCGGGACAACAUUCCUGCGCUGGAGCGAAGGAUACAAAAUAAUGAGAACAAGCUCAUUGCUAUUAGAGCAAAGCCAGAAGUCAAGCCAGGAGAGAUUGAAAAAGUCACCGAUGCCAUAAUCAAGGACAAGGAAUCCAUCGUCGCACAACACGCUCGAGGAGUAUUCGUGAAAGAAUGUAUUCGAGAUGAGCUGGUUUAUUUCCAAUCAACGCAAUACCACGUCAGCAGAACGCAUCAAGAUUGGGCGCAAGAGCGUGUAAAGUAUUCUGAGCUUCAGGCCGACAACUGGAAGCAAUUGCAUGAUGAGCUCGAGAGCAUGCCGGUGGGCGAAUAAGUUUGUAUGGGGGACGUUCGGCCGGCGUUGGGGAGUUGUUGCAUCUGCUCUAUGCUUGCUUUUGCAUAGGUGGACACCUGGUAGCCUUCGAUUUAGGAAGCAGUAGUUGUUCGUUCGAUUAGCGUUGUAUAGAUAUGAUUCAUUGACGGAGAUAAUUCUUUGCGGUCGUUGAUAACUCGACUCCAGCAUAAAUUUGCACUUGAAAGUAUUGAC